AUGGUCGCGUUGUCCAAUGCGAACUCGAAGACCUCUGAUGUGGAAGCCAAUUCUACCCCCCAGAAUGCCUCAACAAUCAGAGACUUCCCCACCCCCAGGAAGACGAAGAAGUUCUGCAGGACUACUACGCCCAAAGACCUCCCGGAGAAUGCGGAGACCGACGGCAAGAUCACUGCGACCAAGCACCCGAACGUUGGCAAGACGAGGGGACUGCGUCUGGCGCCCUACGACCAUGAGAACCGCAAGUGGAAGACCGACUUCAAGAUGAAGACCGGGGAGGGGGAUAUAGAGGAAGGCCGACCGUACCGGGUCUCAGGGAGGGACAUCGAAACCAUCAUGCUCCCGAGCCAAUACAAGGAGUAUACGGACGUCCCAUCCACCAUGUACACCCGUGUGCACGGCCUCUUCCCCCACCCGGUGCUGACCUCGCGCUCGAGAGCCCACAACCACAUGCAAGACUGGGAAAAGGAAUUGAUCUUGAAGCAAGCCGUCUUUGUCGUCAUUACCAACGUGGAGCCGCACUACACUCAAUGUGCCAAGGCCCUCCGCAAAGAGCAUGGCAUCCAUGAGACUCGGGACGACCUAGAGGACCCAGAAGCACUGCUCCUCCAAGCCGCCUUCCCCCGCAUCGACCAGCCCAACUACCUUAUCUACGCAGGCCCCAACCUUUGGGAACUCGAGAUCAUCGUUGCGAGCUUUGGCCCUAAACCCAAAGACAAGCCGGAGGACAAGGAGCUGACGUUUGGCAUGCCAAGAGUAGAGUCUGAAUUGUGGUCAAGCCUGGCGUUGAAAUGCUUGCCACCGGCGACCUUGCUACUUGUGUGGUGA
This is a messenger RNA of Fimicolochytrium jonesii, 828 nucleotides long. RefSeq lists its product as uncharacterized. Lineage: Eukaryota; Fungi; Chytridiomycota; Chytridiomycetes; Spizellomycetales; Powellomycetaceae. The transcript is spliced from 2 exons. The record is from RefSeq and is a predicted model, not a curated record. Bases 1 to 828 code for a protein of 275 amino acids.